Messenger RNA from Hyalella azteca, 3037 nucleotides. RefSeq lists its product as uncharacterized. The transcript is spliced from 6 exons. The record is from RefSeq and is a predicted model, not a curated record. Gene Ontology annotation, molecular function: Hsp90 protein binding; Hsp70 protein binding. NCBI's taxonomy places the organism in Eukaryota, Metazoa, Arthropoda, Malacostraca, Amphipoda, Hyalellidae. The coding region runs from base 451 to 1911 and encodes 486 amino acids.
GUAGAGCGUCUGCCGCGAUCGCAUUUGUGCCGUGCCGGCAAAAACCUCAAAUAUAAUCCUGUGCCGAUGGCCCCAACGAAUAGACAACUGAUCAAUUAACAGAAACUUUUGGCAUAAUGUAAGCUGGUCUCUGAAAUAGAAGCGCUGAUUGAUUUCUCGGUGGUUAUUUAGAGUUCUCGACGGUUAUUAGCAUAUACACAUUGUGCUUACGGAUGAGUCGAACAAUUGAUAUAGCGUCCCGGGAGUUGUGAUGUUAUUUGUUUUCAAAGAAUAGUGUUAUAGUGUCUAGUAAUUUGAAGUUUGAUCCAGGCUACGUUAAAGAGAGCAGCAGCCUAAUUAAAUACGUCAUGACUUGAGUUCGUAAUUCCAUAUAAAUGUAUAAAAUGAGUAGCAGUCGAUAUUGAAGACUGGAAUAAACAGUAACGGGACUGGAAGAACUAUUCGGCAAACAUGAACGUGAUUUCCCGCCUCCCUGACAACGUUUACUCAAGGCGACGCCCAUAUUCCCACACCAGCAGCAUUAAGAGCAUUAUUCAUGGACCGAAUAUCGAAGACAUUGAAGCGGAAUUAAGAAAGCUUGAAAUCGAACAAGAAGAAGAGUUCAAUGCACGAGCUCGCUCUGCGAAUCGCCUUUCGGCCAACGCUAAAAAUUCGGCAGAUAUUCGGGAAGGCAGUGCGAAUAGCAGUAGGCGAUCCAGCGUCGUCAGCUCUAAGCUUCAACAAACAGUGGACGAAAAAAGUGUGGUUUCAGAAGAGCCUCAAUCAGCAAAACUAUUGAAAAAUCGACACGCGCGUGCCUUAAGCGCUCGAAGCUCAACAAAGAAUAAUGCCGUGGAGAAAGGAGAAAUUCUUGGGUCUUCAAAGUCUAAUAAUAUGCGGCGAGCGAGACCAAAGACCUGCAUCGCUGCAUUCACCAGCCCAGGUUCCAACAAUCAUCAUGGAAACAAGAGAUUGCGUGACAAGUUCUCAGAGUUCCCAACCAGCGCACAACAAGGAGAGGUUCAAACUCCACUGCUACUGAGUUCCGCAGUGAGACAUCCAGGCGAUCCUGAGACGCUAGCGGAGCGCUACCAGUGGGGUGUCCGGGGCAGUGCACUGGCAGACUCGGCGAAUUACGAUACACGGGAGCCCUCCAGACGGCGUGUCAAACCACGGGUCUCCGCGUCAGCGCCGCCGCGGAGCUCAGCGUCGAAGGCGAGUUUCUUCCUCGGCCACUUGGCCGGUCAGCCGCGGUCGCAGUCUGCGCGCGCGGUCGAGGCCUUCACGCCAGCAUCGCGCAUGCGCAACACCUACGUCAUCGCGCCUAAAAGACUAAAAGUGUUCGAGCCGAGACCUUCCCCGCCUACGACGUUCAGGAGGAUGUACGAGCGAGGCGACAUCCCAGUCACCAUCCUACACGACCACAGAGGACAGUCCCUCAGGUGGAAGGUUGACCUCAGCAAGCUGGACUACGGUCAGUACUUGCCAUUAUUUUUCGACGGGCUGCGAGAGACGAGGCAUCCAUACGACUUCUUCAGCCGGGCGGGCGUGCGCGAUCUGCUGGCCAACGGCGGUGACAAGAUUGUGCCUCUUAUUCCCCAGCUCAUUCUCCCCAUGAAAAGCGCCCUGAACACGCGCAUCCCUGGCGUGGUGUGCACGGUGCUGAAGGUCCUGCAGGAGCUGCUGCAGGCCGCCCCUGGCGCAGGAGAGGCCAUAGUGCCCUACUACAGGCAGCUCCUGCCCACACUCAAUCUCUUCCAGCAUGUCAAUGUUAACUGCGGGGAUGAAAUCGAUUAUUCACAACAGAGGAGAGAAAACUUGGGCGACCUAAUCCAAGAAACUCUGGAGAUGCUGGAGAGACACGGCGGCAAAGACGCCUACAUCAACAUCAAGUACAUGGUGCCUACAUACCAGAGCUGCGCUGCCACCUGAAAAUACACUACAUUAGUACUACAUUAGAGCCAAAAACUCAAUCUUAGGGCCUAAUGCAAGCCGUAUAUUUCAUCGCUCGCUUAAAAUAAAUUGGGUUUUUGUCACAGAAACAUUCAGGCCUAUAAUGUGAUGGGGUGCACAGAUAAAAAUUCUUCAUGCCGUGAAAACCGAUGAUUAAAGCUAACUUGUUUUUAAUCUGACAGAGAAACUAGAAUAAAACCGAAUGUUAAAUGAUCUCCUAUAUUCAAUUUUUGCAAGCAUCGGUAAAGUUUUCACCAGCUGGCACGCAUCGUUAUAAUCGACAUAGUUUAUUUCACCCUAGAACGACCAGCGGGCCUCUUAGGCCCGUUUCAAGGAAUUAUUAGUCUAUAUUUUAGAAACUUGUAAACUUAUUACGCGGAAACUACAUGACUUUAUUUGCGUAGUACAUAUGUAACCUCCAUACAAAAAUUGUUGAAAAUAAUGCAGUAUUUUUUGAUAUUUUUAGUGUUACAUCAUAUUUUACCAAGCGGGCCUCCGAGGCCCCUAAGUGAUACAAGCGCUGCGGAGUCCCGUUGUGAAUCCUGACCAGUUGACCACAUUUACGAAUAUUGAAGGAGACUUGAAACUCAAAGAUAGUUGGAAGCAACUAGAUAUUAAAGAACUCAAGAAACUUAUUGCAACUCCUCUGCUCAUUGGAGUUUACAAAUCUAAAGGAGAACCAGUUCAUCAAUUAUGGAGUAAGGAUGAUGGACGACCAAUCUUCAAUGCAAUUUUUGUACGAAACAGGUUUCAAGAGAUUUUACGCAUGAUGAGAUUCGAUUACGCUUGUGAGAGGAGGCAAAACAGGUAACCAGAUAAAUUGCAACCAAUACGAAAAAUAUUUGACUUGUGGAACAGCACAUUGCAAGAUGCCUUUAUACCGGGUGUAAACUUGACUGUUGAUGAACAACUACUACCGUUUCGAGGUAGAUGUCCCUUCCGUCAAUACAUCCCAUUAAAACCUGGAAAGUACGGAAUCAAAUUCUGGGUAAUUUGCGACAGUGAAACAAGUUAUGCAUUGAAAUUGGACAUUUACAAAGGCAAAGAGCCCAGCGAACAAAGAGCUUCAAAUUUGGGAACUACUGUUGUACUAAAUCUAUCUGAU